AUGGGACUCUCUGAUGUCCAGCUCCAGCUGGUGCUGCUGUGGGCACUGGUGUGGGCACAGAGGGCAGGGUCUGUGUGUCCCUCCUGUGGAGGCCCCACACUGGCACCCCAAGCAGAAAGAGCUCUGGUCCUUGAGCUAGCCAAGCAGCAGAUCCUCGAAGGGCUACACCUGACCGGUCGUCCCAUAAUAACUCAUCCUCUACCCCAGGCAGCGCUGACCAGAGCCCUCCGGAGACUGCAGCGGGGAAGUGUGGUUCCAGCGAAUGGGGAGCAGGUCAUCAGCUUUGCUGCCAUCACAGACUCCUCCGCCUCCACCUGCAGCUGCACGCUCACCUUCUACCUGUCCACGCCUCGGUCCCACCACCUGUACCACGCUCGCCUCUGGCUGCAUGUGCUUCCCACCCUUCCUGGCACUCUUUCCUUGAGGAUUUUCCGAUGGGGCCCUAGGAGGAGACGCCGAGGGUCCCACGUCCUCCUGGCUGAGCACCAACUGACGGCCCCGGGCUGGCACGCCCUGACUCUGCCCUCUAGUGGCUUGAGGCAUGAGGAGUCUGGUGUCUUGAAACUCCAACUGGACUGCAGACCGCUAGAAGGCAACAGCACAGCUGCCCCCCAAACUCAGCAGCUCCUGGACACAGCGGGAGAGCAGCGGCCCUUCCUGGAGCUGAAGACCCGGCCCAAAGAGCCUGGAGCAGGCCGGGCCAGGAGGAGGACCCCCAGCUGUGAGCCUGAGACCCCCUUAUGCUGUAGGCGAGACCAUUAUGUAGGCUUCCAGGAACUGGGAUGGCGGGACUGGAUCCUGCAGCCUGAGGGGUACCAGCUGAAUUACUGCAGUGGGCAGUGUCCCCCGCACCUGGCUGGCAGCCCAGGCAUUGCUGCCUCCUUCCAUUCUGCUGUCUUCAGCCUCCUCAAGGCCAACAACCCUUGGCCCUUGGGUACUUCCUGUUGUGUCCCUACUGCCCGAAGGCCUCUCUCUCUCCUCUACCUUGACCGUGAUGGCAACGUGGUCAAGACAGAUGUGCCAGAUAUGGUGGUAGAGGCCUGUGGCUGCAGCUAG
Molecule: messenger RNA, 1056 nt
Organism: Lagenorhynchus albirostris (white-beaked dolphin)
Lineage: Eukaryota; Metazoa; Chordata; Mammalia; Artiodactyla; Delphinidae
Gene: INHBE
Product: inhibin subunit beta E
Exons: 2
Coding region: 1-1056 (351 amino acids)
Biological process (GO): SMAD protein signal transduction; BMP signaling pathway
Cellular component (GO): extracellular region
Molecular function (GO): growth factor activity; cytokine activity; hormone activity
Source: RefSeq, a predicted model, not a curated record